This is a messenger RNA of Centropristis striata (black sea bass), 3991 nucleotides long. It is a transcript of the gene cercam, whose product is annotated as cerebral endothelial cell adhesion molecule. Lineage: Eukaryota; Metazoa; Chordata; Actinopteri; Perciformes; Serranidae. The transcript is spliced from 12 exons. The record is from RefSeq and is a predicted model, not a curated record. Bases 322 to 2097 code for a protein of 591 amino acids.
UGCUAAACGUCAUAGUCUCUGUGUCACCAUCGUCUACAGAGAUUUAGGAAGAACUACAAUCUGGCCAAAUCACGCCUUCAUCUCUGCAUAACGCUGUCAGGCUUUUCUCCAGCUACAGGCUUAGAGCGGAAGUUGUAAUGUAACUCUAACUCCGUUUGGAUGUGUCGUUGGAAAAAGCCAGCCAGCUUGUACAAUAAGUAGGGGGUUGAACAUUUGGGAAAACCCUGUUUUUUUCUCUUCUCCUGGACUGCUGACGCGUCCACACCGGCUGCUACGUGCUGUGCUGGAGCUCCGUGGAUUCAUAUCCCCGCAGCUUCCACCAUGUUACUUCACUUUCUACUUCUAGGGGCCUUGGUUUUCCAGGCUGAAUGUUACUUUUCGGAGGAGAUGUAUCCAGAAGAAUCGAAAAUGCAGCCUCCUACGGUGGUUAUCGCUCUCAUAGCCAGAAACUCGGCUCACUCCCUGCCGUACUACCUCGGAGCUCUGGAGAGACUCAACUACCCCAAAGAUCGCAUCUCAGUGUGGGCAGCCACGGAUCACAAUGCAGAUAACACCACAGCCAUACUAAAAGAGUGGCUCACUGUCAUGCAGAAAUUCUACCAUUAUGUGGAGUGGAGACCAAUGGACCAGCCCACGUCCUAUGCAGGGGAGUUGGGUCCUAAGCAUUGGCCCAACAGCAGAUACGAGUAUGUUAUGAAGCUGAAGCAGGCGGCACUCAAUUUUGCCAGGAAACGCUGGGCAGAUUACAUCCUGUAUGCUGACACAGACAAUAUUCUCACCAACCCAGAUACUCUCAACCUGAUGAUAGCAGAAAACAAGUCAGUCAUCGCUCCCAUGCUCGACUCUCAGGGAGCGUACUCCAACUACUGGUGCGGCAUCACUCCCCAAGGAUAUUAUCGGCGAACAGCAGAGUAUUUCCCCACUCGUCACCGUCACAGACUGGGCUGUUUUCCUGUUCCCAUGGUCCACUCCACCAUGCUGCUGGAUUUAAGAAAGCAAGGCAUGAAGAAACUGGCCUUUUUCCCUCCUCACGAGGACUACUCAUGGCCCUACGACGACAUCAUCGUGUUCGCCUUCUCCUGCCGGGCUGCAGAGGUACAGAUGUACCUGUGUAACAAGGAGCGCUACGGCUACCUGAACGUCCCCGCCAAACCUCAUCACACCCUGGAAGACGAUCGCCUCAACUUUGUCCACGUCCACUUGGAGUCCAUGAUUGACGGCCCACAAAUGCAUCCCUCUCGAUUCGUCCACAUGUCCCCCAAACAGAGAGACCUCAUGGGCUUUGAUGAGAUAUAUCUGAUAAAUCUGCGACGGCGUCUUGACCGCAGAGACCGAAUGUUGUUCUCUCUGAAUGAGCUGGAGAUCGACGUGAAGGUGGUGGACGCCGUGGAUGGAAAUGCACUGAACAGCAGUGACAUUAAGAUCCUGGGUGUGGACCUGCUGCCAGGCUACUAUGACCCGUUCUCUGGACGCACACUAACAAAAGGAGAAGUGGGCUGCUUCCUCAGCCACUACUUCAUCUGGAAGGAGAUAGUGGAUAUGCAGAUGGACAAGGCGCUGGUGUUUGAAGAUGACGUUCGUUUUCAAGCCAACUUCAAACGGCGAGUCCUCAGACUGAUGGAGGAGGUGGAGCAGACCGAGCUGGACUGGGAUAUCAUAUACUUUGGCAGGAAGCAGGUGAAUCCUGGAAAAGAGGAGCCGGUUGAGAAUGUCCAUAACUUGGUAAUGGCCGGCUACUCGUAUUGGACUCUGUCCUACGCCAUCUCUCUGCAGGGAGCCCAAAAACUGCUCAAUGCUGAUCCACUUCCCAAGAUGCUGCCUGUCGAUGAAUUCCUCCCCAUCAUGUAUGACAAACAUCCCAAUGAGGACUACAAGUCCCAUUUCCCCAACAGAAACUUACAAGCCUUCAGUACACGCCCUCUUCUGGUCCAGCCGUGUCACUUCGCCGGGGAUCCCCAGUGGGUGAGCGACACAGAGACGUCGACUCUGUGGGACGAUGACUCCGUGCGCACCGAUUGGAGGGGUUCACACAAGACCCUGAAAGGGGCCGCGUCGCCACCCGACAUGCUGUCAGGUUCCUACAGGGAUGAACUUUAGUGCGGCGCAGACGUAGCCGUGGAGAACCUGCAGGUCAAAAGGCCACGAGGUCAGAGAGACAGAUGCUGAGAGGAGAAAGAGUUCCCAGACUUUAUUUCAGUCCACUCUGUGUCAUUCCACUGACAUGCUCAGUGUCAUUUAAACUGGACUUUGCAAAGCAUGUCAGCAAGUGUAUGGUACAAGAGGAUUUUUAUGGGAGGUAACAAUUUGUAAAGAAAUGUAAAACUGUGCAUUUUAAUACUUGUACAGAUGUCAAUACAUCUUUUAGACCUUUUUUCUUUUAUAUUCUGAGAGUUUAUACAGUUUGUAUGGCUGGUGUGAACAUUUUGUUUGAAUGUAUGCUUGUGAUGGUCUGUGUGCUUGUGCAUGUUUAUAAAGCUUUUAAAAAGACACAGAUGAGGAGAUUUUACAAGAACUUUUAUGUUUUAACCUGUUGAGCGCUGACUGAGGCUGCAGUCACUGCACUGUUCAUAACUCCUGGAAAGCCUGGACAAUCUUAUAUUGUAUUGCUAUUAUUUCUUUUUUUCUUAUUGAUAUAUCGGUCUGUCAAUCCAUUUCUCCAUCUGUGCAUGUCUUCUAUCAGAACUGUUAAGAGAUACAGUUGUAUUUAACACAAAGCUAGACCGACCCUAAUUAAUAUUUACAUUGGCUUCAUGAACAGUUUUAAACCUGAUGUACCUCAUGGUUUCUUGGGACAGUAUAAUAAGACUGCUUCAGUGGUACCAGAUUAUUUUCAGGAAGUAUUUUGUUAGUGAAACUUGCACAUUGAAUGUUUGUAUUUUAAAAAAAAUGAAGCUUCUUCAAUCUGUUUAAAAAAAAAAAAAGUUAUUAAUUGAUUAGCUGAAAUAACAUUGACUCAUGAGACUACCUUCUCCUCUAUGGCUGUGUUUUAACAAUGUUUACAUUUCACAUUUAGCCUCAAAAUUUCAAGGUCAGAGUUUCUGUAAUAUUUAUUUUGCACUCCCAGUUCCAAUAUCAGGUCAGGUAUUUAUCAAGUAUCAAACUGUAUUUAUAAAGAAUUCCAAAUUAUUUAAAAUUAUUUGGAGAAAACAACAAAAUAUUUACACUCCAACUAAAUUGAAUGUACAUUUAAAGCAAUUACCAUAAUUAAAACCUUAAAAAUAUUGAAUAUAAUUUUAACUGAAUUAACAAUUAUCAGAAACAAAUGUCUGUAUUUGGUUUCAGGCUCUUCAAACUGACGCUAUACUGUAGGUUCACAGCACAGUUUUACACAAAUUUUAUGACUGAUGGUGAUGGUGACUACAUUAAGACACCAUCCUUUGAAAUAUGUAGUUUUUGGAAAUUGUUGCAUUAAGUCAAUACAGCAUGUUGAGAUGUGAACUUCUAACUUUGUUCCACCUGGUUCUAAGCAUUCGUCCAGCUAAGAAACGACCCCACACGUGUAGCAGAAGUCUGUAAAAGCCAUAUUAAAGCACAGCCUUUGAUAACCUUUCUGUAGCAUCACUGGGAUCCUUCAGUCUAGGAAUGUUUAGACACUUUGUCUGCACAAGGUUGCAAUGCAAGUACCUGAUAUUGUAAUUCUGAUGUCUCUCAUGGAUUUAAAUUACAAUAAUCAAGUUGCACUAAACCUAUGUUACAUUCGUCUGUCUUUAUAAGCAUUUAUGAUUAUCUGUUUUCAUGUAUUCAUUUACCAUCUGUGGAGUGGUGCUUUUCUUCAUACGUCUUAAUUUAUUUGUCAUGUCUUUCUUGUUGAUGGACGAGUCGCAAGACAUGAUGUAAAGCGAGCAAUCAAAGUGCAAUGGCUUUUCUUGAGCAUUACAUUUCAGGAUGUUAGAGCUGAGUAGCAAAACUUGUCAAACACCUUUUUUUUCAUAUUGUCCGGUUGUGGUUAUGCAUUUUUUAUUAGUCAAUAAACCAAACUUUCUGUGGACAA